GGGCAGGUACUGGGACCCUGUGGAAAAUAAGCUGGUGUUAUAAUGCUCUGCAGAAAGAAGAAAUUUGUAGAGGAGAAGCGGAGAGUGAAAGCCAAUAAUCGUGAAUAUAAUGAAAAAUUUCAGUACGCAAACAAUCGCAUCCAAACAUCCAAGUACAACGUUCUGACCUUUUUGCCUAUCAACUUGUUUGAGCAGUUCAAGCGGGUUGCCAAUGCCUACUUCGUGUUCCUCCUGAUUUUACAGUUGAUUCCAGAUGUAUCCUCCUUAUCAUGGUUUGCUACCAUUGUUCCUUUAGCGCUGGUUUUAACCAUUACAGCUGCCAAAGAUGCCACCGACGACUACUUUCGCCACAAAAGUGACAACCAGGUGAACAACCGGCAGGCCGAAGUACUCAUUGAUGGCAAAUUGCAGAAUGAAAAGUGGAUGAAUGUGAGAGCUGGAGACAUCAUUAAAUUGGAAAAUGACCAGUUUGUGGUGGCUGAUCUGUUACUUCUUUCCAGCAGUGAACCACAUGGACUGUGUUACAUUGAGACCGCAGAGCUUGAUGGCGAAACCAACCUAAAAGUGCGACAGGCUUUACCCGUGACCUCAGAACUUGGAGAUGACAUUACCAGGCUUGCAGAAUUUGAUGGAGAAGUUGAGUGUGAACCUCCUAAUGGAAAACUGAAUAAAUACGCAGGAGUUCUUUCCUGGGAUGUUAACAAAUACUGCCUUAAUAAUGAAAUGCUGCUGUUACGAGGUUGCAUGUUGAGAAACACUGAGUGGUGCUUUGGAAUGGUUAUUUUUGCAGGCCCUGACACCAAGUUAAUGCAGAACAGUGGCAAAACUGAAUUGAAACGAACAAGCAUUGAUCGCCUGAUGAAUACUUUGGUAUUGUGGAUCUUUGGACUAUUGGUGUUCAUGGGAAUCAUUCUGGCAAUAGGAAAUUCAAUUUGGGAACAUCAGAUUGGAAUCCAUUUCAGAAUUUACCUGUCUUGGAGUGCAGUGGUGAAAAGUCCUAUAUUUUCAGGAUUUCUGACAUUUUGGUCAUACGUUAUCAUACUAAAUUCGGUUGUGCCCAUUUCCUUAUAUGUAAGUGUGGAAGUGAUUCGGCUUGGACAUAGCUACUUUGUCAACUGGGAUAAUAAAAUGUAUUAUUCCAAAGAAAACACACCCGCUGAAGUUCGGACCACAACUCUCAGCGAAGAACUGGGGCAGAUUGAAUACAUUUUUUCAGACAAAACAGGGACCCUCACUCAAAACAUAAUGACUUUUAAUAAGUGCUCUAUUAAUGGGAAAGUAUAUGGUGAAGUGGGCCAGAAAACACUAAUCGAUGAGAAGAAAACGCCUGUGGAUUUCUCAUUCAGUCGGCUAGCAGACAGAAAAUUUCGCUUUUAUGACCACAACCUAGUUGAAUCCAUUACAAUGGGAGACCCAGAAGUCCAUGAAUUCUUUAGGCUGCUUUCUCUCUGCCAUACAGUCAUGUCCGAAGAGAAAACCCCAGAUGAAUUGAUUUACCAAGCACAAUCACCAGACGAAGGCGCUCUGGUGACUGCUGCCAGGAACUUUGGUUUUAUCUUCAAGUCUCGAACUCCUAAGACCAUCACGGUGGAAGAAAUGGGCAAAGUUGUCACUUACCAGCUGUUGGCAAUUUUGGAUUUCAAUAACACCAGGAAAAGAAUGUCUGUGAUAGUUCGAAACCCCGAUGGACAGAUAAGACUUUACUCAAAGGGAGCAGAUACUAUUUUAUAUGAAAGGCUUCAUCCAUCUAGCAAAUCUCUCAAGUCUUUAACGUCAGACCAUCUUGCGGAAUUUGCUGGAGAAGGCCUUCGGACUUUAGUUCUGGCUUACAAGAAUGUGGAUGAAGAGCAAUUUCAGGAGUGGCUUGAAGUUUAUCAGAAGGCCAGCAGUUUGCAAGAGAAUAGGGAUGAACUGCUCGCUUCAGCAUAUGAAAGCAUUGAGAGAGACCUGAAGCUACUGGGAGCCACAGCUAUAGAAGAUAAAUUGCAAGAAGGAGUUUCAGAAACCAUUGAACGCUUAUCGCUAGCAAACAUUAAGAUCUGGGUACUAACGGGAGACAAACAAGAAACAGCUAUGAACAUUGGUUAUUCCUGCAACAUGCUUACUGAUGCCAUGAAUGAGAUUUUCAUAGUAGAGGGUCACACAAAAGCAGAAGUAUGUGAAGAACUAAGGAAAGCAAAAGAUCUUAUUUUGGGGCUGAGCAAGGACAUUUCUGAUGGACAUGCAUAUGAUGAAAAGCUCCAAGAACCAACACGAAACUUGGAAGAAACUGUCGCUUCUGAUUAUGCCUUAGUAAUAAAUGGACAUAGCCUUGCUUAUGCACUUGAGGCUGAUCUGGAAAAUGAGUUCGUGGAAGCUGCAUGUGCUUGUAAAACUGUGAUCUGCUGCAGAGUCACUCCCUUGCAGAAAGCGCAGGUUGUGGAGCUGGUUAAAAAGCACAAGAAAGCCAUCACCUUGGCCAUAGGAGAUGGAGCCAACGAUAUUGGCAUGAUAAAAAGUGCCCAUAUAGGUGUCGGCAUCAGCGGCCAGGAAGGCAGUCAGGCGAUUCUGAACAGUGAUUAUUCUUUUGCUCAGUUCAGAUACCUUCAAAGACUCUUGCUUGUUCAUGGCAGGUGGUCAUACUUCCGGAUGUGCAAGUUCUUGUGUUACUUCUUCUACAAAAACGUUGCCUUCACUCUGGUCCAUUUCUGGUUUGGCUUCUUCUGUGGCUUUUCAGCCCAGACUGUUUAUGACCAGUGGUUUAUCACCCUCUUCAACAUUGUAUAUACUUCUCUGCCUGUACUAGCGAUGGGAUUGUUUGAUCAGGAUGUGAAUGAGCAGAGCUGCCUCCGUUUUCCAAAGCUGUAUGAACCUGGGCAAUUAAAUCUCCUCUUCAACAAGCGCAGAUUUUUCAUCUGCAUAGCACAUGGAAUCUACACGUCGGUCGUUCUUUUCUUCAUCCCCUAUGGUGCUUUUUAUGAUGCAGUUGGAGAAGAUGGGAACCAUAUUGCUGACUACCAGUCUUUCGCAGUCACAGUCGCAACCUCUUUGAUCAUAGUGGUCAGUGUUCAGAUUGCACUCGAUACCAGCUAUUGGACAGGAAUCAAUCACUUCUUCAUCUGGGGUAGCAUUGCUGUGUAUUUUGCCAUUUUGUUUGCGAUGCACAGUGAUGGCAUUUUUUAUUUAUUUCCCAACCACUUCCCUUUUGUAGGAAAUGCUUGGAACUCCUUGGAGCAGAUAAACGUUUGGCUCAUCAUUCUCUUGACCACUGUGGCUUCCGUUGCGCCUGUGAUAGCGUUUCGUUUUCUGAAGGUGGAUUUGAACCCAACAUUGAGUGAUCAGGUACAGGUUUUGAACAGGGCUCAGAAGAAACAGAGCCCAUUACCGAUCCAGAUUCACCAAACGCACAGAGCUAGCUCGCGGAGAUCAGCUUAUGCCUUUUCGCACCAAGAAGGCUUUGGGGAACUUAUAACAUCUGGAAAGAAUAUGCGUGUCAACAAUAUACAUUCAGUAUUUGGGAUAGGAAAAACGAUGCAGAAUAGCUGGAUUGAGAACUUGCGGAAGAGAACAUCGGAGUGUGAAAUUCAGCUGAGAAAGAACUCCAAGACUAUAAAUCAUUGAGUAUGUGGAACAAAAGAGUGUGCUGUUGUUGCACAGAAUAUUUACACUCUAUUUAUCUACUUGCAUUGGCGUGCUUUCAAACAGCUAGAUCGACAGGAGCUGGGACAGAGCAACGGGAGCUCACUCCGUCACGGGGAUUCGAACCGCUGACCUUCUGAUCAGCAAGCCCAAGAGGCUCAGUGGUUUAGACCACAGCGCCACCAGCAUCCCAUUUGAAGGUGGGACCUUCUGCUGGCAAGGAAGGUGCUGGGCCACUGACCUAAUACUUUGGUGUGUUUUUUUCAGAAGGUUGGUGGGGAUAUGAGAGAGGUAUAUGGGGAUCUACACCCAUAUUCCUAUUACUUCUGAUUACUAGAUAUUGCAAGUUUUCAUUAUGCUUCAAAAACCUGCCAAAUCUAUUCCACCACAAGAUGCACAUACAUUUUCCUUCUUCCACUGUUGCAUCUGCUUAUCUGUACCACAUUCAACUUGCUUUAAAACAACCCUCUGUCUCUGACCCUUGACUGUAAUCCCACAAACAAGCUACACCACAGACUGAAGGUGGUGAAUAUCCUGUGUGAGUGUCUGGAGGUGGCUGGAGGAUGGAUGGUGGCUAACAGAUUGAGGUUGAAUCCUGACAAUACAGAGGUACUGUUUUUGGGGGACAGGGGGCGAGCAGGUGUGGAGGACUUCCUGGUUCUGAGUGUGGUAACUGUGCCCCAGAGAGACCAGGUGCGCAGCCUCGGAGUCAUUUUGGACUCACAGCUGUCCAUGGAGGCACGAGUCAAUUCUUUGUCCAGGGCAGCUGUCUACCAGUUCCAUCUGGUAUGCAGGCUGAGACCCUACCUGCCCGCAGACUGUCUUGUCAGAGUAGUGCAUGCUCUAGUUAAAUCUCCUGCUUGUACUACUGCAAUGCUCUCUACGUGAGGCUACCUUUGAAGGUGACCUGGAAACUACAACUAAUCCAGAAUGUGGCAGCUAGACUGGUGACUGGGAGUGGCCGCCAAGACCAUAUAACACCGGUCCCGAAAGACCUACAUUGGCUCCCAGCACAUUUCCAAGAACAAUUCAAAGUGUUGGUGCUGACCUUUAAAGCCCUAAAUGGCCUCGGUCCAGUAUACCUGAAGGAGCAUCUCCACCCCCAUUGUUCAGCCCAGACACUGAGGUCCAGUUCCGAGGGCCCUGUGAGAAGUGGGGUUAGAGGGAACCAGGCAGAGAGCCUUCUUGGUGGUGGCACCCGCCCUGUGGAACGCCCUCCCAUCAGAUGUCAAGGAAAUAAACAACUACGUGACUUCUAGAAGACGUCUGAAGGCAACCCUGUUUAGAGAAGUUUUUAACAUUUGAUAUUUUAUCGUGUUUUUAAUAUUCUGUUGGGAGCCGGCCAGAGUGGCUGGGGAAACCCAGCCAAUUGAGC
Podarcis raffonei (Aeolian wall lizard) is the source of this 4993-nucleotide messenger RNA. RefSeq names its product ATPase phospholipid transporting 8B4 (putative) (gene ATP8B4). Gene Ontology annotation, molecular function: ATP hydrolysis activity; ATPase-coupled intramembrane lipid carrier activity; ATP binding. The transcript is spliced from 27 exons. Gene Ontology annotation, biological process: Golgi organization; phospholipid translocation. Lineage: Eukaryota; Metazoa; Chordata; Lepidosauria; Squamata; Lacertidae. Gene Ontology annotation, cellular component: plasma membrane. The record is from RefSeq and is a predicted model, not a curated record. The coding region runs from base 43 to 3600 and encodes 1185 amino acids.